AUGGCAUCACCACGCGGACUUCGAAAGCGCUCAAGCUUCCGUCGCAAGUCCCAAUCAGUGGUUGUGGACCUGCCGGAGGAUGUCCGUGUGCUCAAGCAGAGAAUCCUCGAGUCACACCCAGUCAAGCUGCUUCGCUUCAGUCUCAGCCACAUGCGCCACAUGGCCACCCCACCUGUACUCAUUCCAGAGACCCUCAAUGACCGACGAGCCAUGCGGACGCUCGUGUCCGGCAAGACAGUGCCGCUCACCAUGCACAUGUGGGAGAACUGCAAGAGGAGGACCAAGCACCUCGACAUGAUCGAUGAGUACGUCAGUUACCGGUGA
Phytophthora infestans T30-4 is the source of this 324-nucleotide messenger RNA. RefSeq lists its product as uncharacterized. Bases 1 to 324 code for a protein of 107 amino acids. NCBI's taxonomy places the organism in Eukaryota, Oomycota, Peronosporomycetes, Peronosporales, Peronosporaceae. The transcript has 2 exons. The record is from RefSeq and is a predicted model, not a curated record.